ACACAUUUGAUUCGUUUAGCCGGUGUAAAUGACAAUAGGACGCACGCACACACUCAAGUCACAAAACAAAUGUUUACAGCAGUCGCAGUGUUGUGGCAGGGUUAUCCAUUGGAUCGAAUGGAAGUGUGUUUCAUUUCCAGUGUCAUUUGUGUGAAUUGGCUGUCAAUGUUUUGCCUCACGUGGAUUUGUUUUUAAAGCAUUUACACAGCACAUACAUCAUUUGUAGUGGCUGAAACAGUUAUUGAAUGCUCGUAAACAGAAAAUAAUUGUUCAAUAAAAACUAAAAAUAAUUCCCAAACAUUCGAUUUAAUUAGAAACUUCUUCAAUUUUCAAUUGGUUUCAUUUGAUCAAUGGAAUAAAUAAUAAAAAUCAUUCGAAUUGAAACUAGAUUAACGUGUUUAUAACCUCAAAAUAGAGUGAAAUCAAUUCGGAAUGGGCAAAUUUAAAUCGAAAAAAGGUGGUAAAGCGGAAGCUUUCACCAGUAAAAAGAAAGUGGAAGAUGUGAAAAAGUCUUUGAAUCCAUUUGAGUUGCAUACAAAUCGUGAGAAAAUUUCGGUAUUGGGACGAAAAUUGAAACAUGACAAAGGUAUGCCGGGUAUCUCGCGUGCAAAGGCCACACAAAGACGAAAGGAUACGCUAGGCCGAGAGUUUCUGCAGAAAAAUAAAACCAAUAAGUUCAAGGAUAAUCGUAUCGGUCGCAGGGGAAUGUCCGAAGAAGAUGCGGCUAAUGCACGUUUCAUUGCUGAACGACUUGAACAGUUCAAGACGAAAAAGAAGCAAUCGAAGUUUAAUUUGAAUGAAAAUGAGGAAGUGCUCACGCACAAAGGUCAAACAUUGGAGGAAGUGGAACAGUUUCAUGACACAAUAUCCGACGAUGAUGAUGAUGAUGAAAUUGGCAAAUUGGACGCUGAAUUCACGGGCGCUGCGCAUUUCGGUGGCAAAGGCGUAGGUGAUACAGAUGGCAAACGUAAAAAUGCCAUUGAAGACUUGAUUGCCGAUCAAAAGCGUCGUAAAGCCGAAAUAUCGAUAGAGAAGGAAGUCGUUUCGAAUCUAACACAUAAAUUGGAUGCCAAUUGGAAGGACUUAGUGCCGCUGAUGAGUUUGCAAAAGGAUCAAAAUGCAGAUGCACCAAAACCGGACGAUUUUGAUAAGGUAUUGAAAGAAAUGGUGUUCGAUCGUCGCGGUACAGUUACCGAUAAACUGGACACAGAUGAGAAAGUACUGAAAAAAGAGAAGGCAAAAUUGGAACGGCUGGAAAAAGAGCGAAUCGACCGAAUGCAUGGAUUAACGGAAGAGGAGAAACAAGCCAAACAUCGUUCGGCUGACGAUUUGGAUGACGGAUACUUUUUAGAAUCCACGUUUCAAGAGCAAAAAACUUUGGCUUAUAAUCAAGAUGGCAAAGCAAAUCGUGAUGACGACGAUACCGAUGAAGAGUUGGAUCGAUUGAUAGCGUUGAGUAAAAAUGCGCAAAAUGGAAACGUUGAAAACGGUGACGAAGAAGACGGUAAUUCUGAGGAAGGCUCUGAGGAGGAUUCCGACGUGGAGGGUGAAGAAGAGGAAAGCAGUGGCGAAGGAGAUGCAUUCAGUGACUUGGUUUAUGAGAGUGACUCCGAACCAGAAUUGAAUAAGUCCAAAGAUGCUAGUCUUAAGAAAAGUGUCACCAAAAAGGCUGCUCCAUCCGAUACAAAGAAAAGUGCCAAAGUCAAAGUACUAACCGAUGAUGAGCGAAAAGCGAUGAUGGAAAAGGCGAAAAAAGAGUUGCCGUACACAUUCGAAUUGCCUCAAAAAUACAAUGACUUAGACAAACAGCUGAAAAAAUACAGUGCCGACUAUCAAGCCGUAAUUUUAGAGCGAAUGAUCAAAUGCAAUCAUCCAAAACUCGAACCGGCAAACCGUGAACGAAUGGUUUCCUUAUUCGCUUUCUUAUUGCAAUACAUCAACGAUUUGGCAUCUGACAGUGAUCCAGUUCAUUGUUUCACUGUUUUAGAUCGAAUAUUACCAUUUUUGUACGAUAUAAGCCACAUAGUGCCGGCCGAAACAACAAAAUGCUUCUUGGAAGUGAUUAAGGAAAAACAAUCCGAAUUCAGAAACUCAAAAGAAUUCCCCAAACUAGACACGUUGGUGUUUUUGAAAAUUGUCUCCAGUUUGUAUUCGGUAUCCGAUUUUCGGCAUGGAAUUGCAUCGCCUUGUGUGAUUUUUAUAAGUCAAAUUCUAACCCGUUCUCGUGUGUCCAAUCGCUCAGACAUCAGUUCGGGGUUGUUUUUAGUAACGGUUUUAUUAGAAUACACACAAUUGUCCAAACGAUACCUUCCGGCGGCGCUCAAUUUUUUGGCAGGUGUUUUGUAUUUAGGCAUUAGAAAACGAAGCGUCCAUCAAAUGAAAGUUGUGCCGCCAUUUAAGUCGGUCGGCGAAUUGAGUUCACUUUUAGUACUGAAAAAACAAACCGCUUUCGAUGAAGAGAGUCGUCUUAUGGCCAUAGAUUUAACCAAAGUGGAAAUAGAUAAUUCAUUCAAAGUGCGGGCAUUUAACACGGCUGUUCUGCUAACGAAACAGAUCCUUUCGAAUUUGGACAAUUGUGGCUUGCAAUUUUUAGCCGAACCAUUCUCCAAAUAUUUGGAUAAAAUCGAUUUGAAACACUAUCCAGAGAAAUGCAAAGAGAAUGUUUCAGCCUUGCUAAAGGUUAUUGAUAGAAUAAAUAGCGAACCAUUGACCUAUCUAGUACCCGAACUGAAACGGCCCAAAACACUUCGACAACUCGAACCGAAAUAUGAACGUGUCUACGAUGAUCGGAGAGAUCGUAGCAAGAAUGCUGGCAAUGCAGCCGUUCGCAAGGGACUGCAACGGAAAAUUAAGAAGGAAACUAAGGGCGCUGUGCGUGAAAUUCGACGUGAUAACGCAUUCUUGGCUAAGGUUCAACUUAAGAGAAGACUACAAAGUGAUGUUGAACGCAGAGAUAAAGUCAAACGUAUCUUCUCCGAAGCGUCAAUUCAACAAGGUGAACUCAAUGCAAUCGAUCGAAAGAAAAAGCACUUGUAAAGCAAAGGAUUCAAUGUUAUUUGACAUUUUAAUGAUAAUAAUAAUAAAAGAAAGAACAAAACUUGUUUCUAACA
This is a messenger RNA of Sitodiplosis mosellana (orange wheat blossom midge), 3110 nucleotides long. Its product is annotated as nucleolar protein 14 homolog. The record is from RefSeq and is a predicted model, not a curated record. The transcript is spliced from 3 exons. Lineage: Eukaryota; Metazoa; Arthropoda; Insecta; Diptera; Cecidomyiidae. Bases 433 to 3036 code for a protein of 867 amino acids. Gene Ontology annotation, cellular component: nucleolus; Noc4p-Nop14p complex; small-subunit processome. Gene Ontology annotation, biological process: maturation of SSU-rRNA.